AUGGCCGCUCCCAACCGCAGACCCAUCUACGACACUUCUGGCACCGGUGGUAAUGCUGAUGCACAUUAUGGACGCUGGAGAGGAAGCGACGGCCAAACUGUCACUGGCGGUAACGGCACCGGUGGUAACAUUCAGAUGCCGGCAUGCUGUGCGGAUGCCAACAUCAAGAUGACAGAUGACCGCAGGGCUAUCUCAUUUCCACUAUUUGAGCCGAACUUCUUGCUUUGUCGCGGCACAAGAGUACACAGGAUCAUGGGUUUGAUUCUAUAA
Molecule: messenger RNA, 270 nt
Organism: Aspergillus tubingensis
Lineage: Eukaryota; Fungi; Ascomycota; Eurotiomycetes; Eurotiales; Aspergillaceae
Exons: 3
Coding region: 1-270 (89 amino acids)
Source: RefSeq, a predicted model, not a curated record